GCAUCGAAGCGUAACAUGGCAACAUUACAAGGAAAAGGAAACAGAGAAAUCAAGUCUAGGCGACAUAAUGGAGAGUGAGAACAUUACAAGUUUAAAAUGAACUAGUUAAUUACUUUAAUCAACGACGAAGUCAUUUUCAUCCAGAAACAAUGUCGGACAGCGAAGAAAGUGACGGAGAAGGUGGUCUUGGAAAUUUGAACCGGUUGAUAGUCCGACCUCCCGGCCACAGCGGCAAAGCGAAACGCGGUCACUUAUGCUUCGAUGCGGCCUUCGAGUGUGGCAAUUUGGGCCGAGCCGACCACAUCACGGAGUUGGAAUACGACCUGUUCAUCCGACCGGACACCUGCAGGCCAAGGUCGAGGUUCUGGUUCAAUUUCACAGUCGAGAAUGUCAAACAAGACCAGAGAGUAAUAUUUAAUUUAGUUAAUUUGGGAAAGGAAAUGACGUUGUUUAGUGGAGAAAUGACGCCUCUCGUGCGUUCCACGUCACGUCCGAAAUGGCUAAGAAUUCCAAGGCGCUUGAUAUUUUCUCAUCGCUCGCUAGUUCACCGGGGAAGGAAGAUACUGAGCAUAGCGUUUGCUUUCGACAAAGAGGAGGAUGUAUACCAGUUUGCUGCAGCAGCUCCGUAUUCGUAUUCUCGUCUUCAAAAAUACUUGAAUGUUUGGGAGAAAAGGGCUCAGUCUUUUGCUAAGCGAGAGUCUAUUGCGCAAACUACGCAAAAACGAAGAAUAGACCUCAUCACAAUAGGCGAUUUUAAUUUCAAAGAAAAGCAGAAUCACGUUAUAGAUGAACACGUGCCAAAAGGCAAAGGGGGCGAUGUCAAAAAAAGAGUGGUUCUAAUUAUUGCGAGGGCUCACGGGGGGGAGCCACCGGCGUCGUUCAUAUGUCAAGGGUUCUUGGAUUACAUAUUGAGUUCUUCGGAAAAGGCAUUAGCUUUGCGAACCGGCAUUGUUGUACAGGUAAUACCGAUGCUGAAUCCAGACGGUGUGUUCCUCGGCAAUCAUCGGUCUGAUCUGCUCGGCUCCGACCUCAAUCGAUGUUGGAAUCGGGCCACUUCGUUCGCGCAUCCAGCUCUCGUCGCUGUCAACGACCUCGUCAAUAAACUAACCGCAGAAAAGGAUGUCCAGCUUGACUUUAUUAUCGAUAUACACGCCGACAUAAGCCACGAGGGAGUGUUUGUUCACGGAAAUUCCUAUGAUAACGUGUUCCGAUUUGAACGGCACGCAGUACUACCAAAGUUCCUAGCGGCGCGUAUAGAGGCGUGGCACAGUGAUGUCUGCUUUUUCAACGCGGACUCAGGGUUGGCAGGCAGCGCCCGCCGGGCUCUUGGCACCGGCAACAUCGACGCAUACUCGCUAUUAGCAUCACUUGGAGGAAGGAGGCUCAACCCCAGGGGCCCUUUCUUGCAUUACACAGAAGAUGCUUAUGUGAAAAUGGGACGAUCUGUAGUAAAAGCUCUUUGCGAUUAUUAUCGCCACAUAGGAAUAAUUCCUCCAAGAGUUGGUGUCACUACAAAGAAAAAGGAAUCCCGUGGAAGGCGUCGUCGGAGACGACCUGCUAUAGAGCGCGAUCGAUCGCCCAGUUCGUCCCCGGAAAGGCGUGUGUUGCCAGCCCGUGUGCUGUCACCGCCGCUGCCGGUCGCUUCGCCCCCCGCUCUUCGGGCGUUACCGCCCAGAACUUCGCGACACAUUACACAGCGGACUCGUCCAAGAACCGUCCUUGAUAGUGAUCACAUGCUGCCUUUUAUUACAGGUAUUGCUGUGAGGACCCCUCGGCUUUCCGUGGUAGACAUGAGUGCUUACAUCCGGACGGCCCCGUGUGCGGCCGGUCCUCGGCGCGACAAGUCGCAAGCGAGGCUCGCGAAGCCUCCGCGGCCUUCUCAUGCUAGAUACACCAGCGACGAGUACGAUACACAUGACACCGACUCUUAAAUAAAACCCUGUUUAUUGUAAUUUUACUGGAGGUUGUGUCUAUUUAAAGUAAACUUUCAUUCAUAAAUCAAUAUUCUAGUUUUUUUACUUAUUCUUUACUAGUAAAAUAUAAUGAAACAAACAUGACUUUUAUUGAAACAUUAUAAUGUCCAAGCUUUUAUAUUUACAA
Manduca sexta (tobacco hornworm) is the source of this 2100-nucleotide messenger RNA. RefSeq names its product cytosolic carboxypeptidase 6. Gene Ontology annotation, molecular function: metallocarboxypeptidase activity; zinc ion binding. The coding region runs from base 150 to 1931 and encodes 593 amino acids. The record is from RefSeq and is a predicted model, not a curated record. Gene Ontology annotation, biological process: proteolysis. NCBI's taxonomy places the organism in Eukaryota, Metazoa, Arthropoda, Insecta, Lepidoptera, Sphingidae. The transcript is spliced from 12 exons.